Cynoglossus semilaevis (tongue sole) is the source of this 2192-nucleotide messenger RNA. RefSeq names its product fibrinogen-like 2a (gene fgl2a). The record is from RefSeq and is a predicted model, not a curated record. Bases 1 to 1488 code for a protein of 495 amino acids. The transcript has 5 exons. Lineage: Eukaryota; Metazoa; Chordata; Actinopteri; Pleuronectiformes; Cynoglossidae.
AUGAGGACAAGUGUGCUGUGCGUUUGUGCCACUCUACUGCUGGCUGCCACCAGCGGCCACGCAGCGGACUUCCCUGCCAACUCGCACCAGAGAUGGGAUGCUAAAGGACCUUACACUUUGGGAUCUGAAUCCAGCUCACCUGCCUCCUGCCCCAUGAAGCUGAGACCCUCUGGCCAGUGUGUGAGCUCUGGGGCAGAUGAAGGUGAAGAGUGUCCAUACCAGAUCACCUUGCCCCCGCUCACCAUCCAGCUGCCCAAGCAGUUCAGGCUGCUGGAAAAGACCAUUAAGGAGGUGCAGAGUCUGAAAGAGGCAGUGAACAAGCUACGGAGUGGAUGCCACGAGUGCCGCGGCACGCGGGGCAGUGGAGCAUUUGGACAGCAGCAGGCUGAAGUGCAGAGGGAUGCUGGAGAAGAAGUGAGACAGGAUCUGACAGGACAAGAAGUGCUAGGUGGGUCAAGUCUUGAGGAGAGGGGGGAUGGUAUGGUCCCCGGAACUUCUGUGGAUGGUACUGGACUGGGACACGGUUCAGGUUUUGGAAAGCAAUCCCCAAGUCCAAGCACGAUGCAGGAGAUGCAGGUGAAGCUGAAUAAGAUGUCAGCCAGCCUGCGCAACGCCAGGAAUCAGAUCACAGCCCUGCAGGGUCGCCUGGAGGGGCUCAGCCUGCUUAACAUGGACAACGUGCAAGACGUAGUGGACAGACGAGUGGAGAACCUCACUGGGGUGGUCAACAAGCUCAGCUCCACCUGCACAUCGCAUUGUGCAUUUCAGAAUUCCCCACAGUUCAUCUUGGCCCCGAGAGAAUGUUCUGACUACAACGCGCUGGAGACGAGGAAGAACGGCGUGUAUGGCGUGACCCCUGAUCCCCGCAAUGGAACUUUUGAUGUUUUCUGUGACAUGGAGUCAUAUGGAGGAGGAUGGACUGUGAUUCAGCAGCGACUUAAUGGCUCUGUCAGCUUUAACCGCACCUGGGCAGAGUAUAAAAAGGGCUUCGGCAGCCUCAGAGGUGAGUUCUGGUUGGGCAACGACCACAUCCACCUGCUGACAAAGGCCAAAGACAUGAUUCUGCGUAUUGAGCUGGAGGACUUUGAAGGAGUCCGGGAAUAUGCAAAGUUCGACCAGUUCUACGUGUCCAACGAGUUCCUCCGCUACCGUCUGUCAAUCAGUGGAUACAGUGGAACUGCUGGAAAUGCCAUCAGUUUCAACAAGCACUUUAACCACGACCAGAAGUUCUUCACUACGCCUGAUCGCGACAAUGACAUGUAUCCCUCUGGAAACUGCGGCGCCUACUACAGCUCCGGUUGGUGGUUCGAUGCCUGCAUGUCCGCCAAUCUCAACGGGAAGUACUACCACAAGAGGUACAAAGGAGUCAGAAACGGGAUCUUCUGGGGAACGUGGCACAACAUGUCGACGGAGUACUACCCCACCAACUACAGACAGGCCUUCAAAACGGUUAAGAUGAUGAUACGGCCCAAAAACUAUGCUCCUUAGGAGGACAGGUAAAAAAAAAGGUAUAGUCACAUGGACAGAAAAGUAGAACAAUUUGAGUUAAAGCUCACACAUGUGCAUUGUCCUGGACCUGCACACACAGGCAUAAAGUUAAUUAAUACCCCUGCCCCCCCCUUCAAGAAAUGAUUCAUAGAGCUUUUAUACAGAGCAAGGAAUGUUUUACGCAGUAGAAACAGUAGUCUUCUUUUAUCUUCCAGUUCCUUUCACAUAUCAAACCUAAACUUCUUUGUUUCGCUGUGAGGAUGGUGUUCUCUGGGUUAAAUGCCUCUCUUGACUUGUUUCAAAAUAUAGGUCAGAUAUAUUGUUGUGUCUGAUUGGAAGAAAUACGACUUCCUUUUUGAUUCUAUUGUUCUCCAGGUUGCAUUUACGUGUCUUUAGCAAAAUUUGGGUCAGAUAUUUAAAUCUCCUGGUUGUUAUCUGGUACUUUGGUGAUGCUCUAUUUUUGAAUCCCUUCGUUUCUGGCUCUAAGACAUUCAGUAGAGCAUCGGUACCUUUGGUCAAAUCUCUUACUAGUCUUCUUUCUAAAGUUCUGUAUGGAUCUGUCUGACCUCAGUAUUAUUGUUCAGUUCUCAACAGCUGCGUUCUUUCAGCCCAGCCUAUCUUACUCGUGCUUUGUGAUUCUCAUUUCUUUUUCGUAAUUGUCGUGACAAUCUAAAAAGUAAGCACUCAAAAGACUUACAUCAUGU